AUGUCACAGGAAUAUCCAGAACGUCCCUACGAGGAACAGGAACAAGACCAGGAAGAAUUCUUGGACGUCAAUGAGGUAGCAGAAGAGGUUGCUGACGAUGAAACCGCUCCAGCUCCCGAAGACGACGACGAGGACAUGGACGAGGACCAGGACGCCUUGGAAAUCGAUAUGUCCAACAACUCGUGGAGUUACUUCGACCAGCACAAGGACAGUAUCUUCACUAUUUUCAAGCAUCCAAAGCUCCCAUUAGUGGUGACUGGUGGUGCCGAUGACACUGCCUACAUGUGGACUACUCACUCGCAGCCUCCAAGAUUCGUGGGAGAGCUUGCUGGCCACAAGGAGUCGGUGAUUGCUGGUGCAUUCACCGCUGGAGGCGAUUUCGUCAUCACUGGUGACAUGGCUGGGUUCAUCCAGGUGCAUAAGGCCACCAAGGGAGGUGAAAAGUGGGUCAAAUUUGGUGAGUUGGAAGAGGUCGAAGAGGUGUUGUGGAUCACCGCACACCCAACCUUGCCAUACUUUGCAUUUGGUGCCAAUGACGGUUCCGUAUGGGUGUACCAAAUCGACAAAUCGUCAGGAUUGGUCCAGAUUAUGUCAGGAUUCUCCCACUCUCUUGAGUGUAACGGAGGUGUUUUCUUCGAGGGCAAGGAUGAGAAUGACUUGACCUUGAUCACCAUUUCCGAGGACGGUACCAUUGUCAACUGGAACUGUUUCACUGGUGCAGUCAACUUCAAAUUGCUGCCCCACACCGACUUCAGAAGUGUGGAAAGUCCUUGGGUGACGAUCAAGAUCUACAAGAACGUUUUCGCUGUUGGUGGCCGUGACGGACAGUUGGUCAUUGUCAACAACGAUACUGGUAAACCAGUGCACUCGUUGAAGACAUUGGACAACGUCGACGACAUCGCUGAGCUCUCCAUCGAAGCCAUUGCUUGGUGCACAUCUCCAGAAAUCAACUUGCUUGCUGUGGGUUUGGUUUCUGGUGACCUUUUACUUUUCGAGACCCAACAAUGGAGAUUGCGUAAGAGCAUCAAGAUCGACGAUGCCAUCACCAAGUUGGAAUUCAUUAACAAUACUCCAACUUUGGUUGGUUCCUCCAUGAACGGUAAGAUUUACAAAUGGGACGCCAGAACUGGAGGUGAACUUUUUGCAGGAGUUGGUCACAACAUGGGAGUUUUGGACUUUGCUAUUGUUGAUAAUGGCAAGAAGUUGGUGACUGCAGGUGAUGAGGGUGUCUCGCUUAUUUUCCACCACGAAUAG
Suhomyces tanzawaensis NRRL Y-17324 is the source of this 1254-nucleotide messenger RNA. RefSeq lists its product as uncharacterized. NCBI's taxonomy places the organism in Eukaryota, Fungi, Ascomycota, Pichiomycetes, Serinales, Debaryomycetaceae. Bases 1 to 1254 code for a protein of 417 amino acids. The transcript has a single exon. The record is from RefSeq and is a predicted model, not a curated record. Gene Ontology annotation, molecular function: protein binding.